This is a messenger RNA of Sphenostylis stenocarpa, 333 nucleotides long. NCBI's taxonomy places the organism in Eukaryota, Viridiplantae, Streptophyta, Magnoliopsida, Fabales, Fabaceae. The record is from the annotation of a GenBank genome assembly.
AUGAAUUCAAACAAGAAAAGUAACGAUGGUUAUAGCCUCAUUCCUUCACACGAUCUCCUGAAGGAGCCAACCAUGGGCGUCGAACAUCCACAUGCACAUGCACCCACCAAAGUUGAGAAAGGGAGAAAGAAUGAUAAGAAGAAAGUUUGGAUUUGUUGUUCAGACAUCGUGGUAGAGUCCAAUGAGAAGCUUAAGGAGGACGAGGUCAAAGGUAAGAACUUGUUGUUGUCAAACGUUGGGACUAAGCUAGAGAAUCUCGAAGAGAUGGAAAUCAUGAGCAACAAAACUCGCUUCCUCGUAUGUUUCUCCAAGGUUCAAGUGAUCAAACGUUAA